This is a messenger RNA of Radiomyces spectabilis, 2481 nucleotides long. RefSeq lists its product as uncharacterized. The transcript has 2 exons. Bases 20 to 2080 code for a protein of 686 amino acids. Lineage: Eukaryota; Fungi; Mucoromycota; Mucoromycetes; Mucorales; Radiomycetaceae. The record is from RefSeq and is a predicted model, not a curated record. Gene Ontology annotation, molecular function: nuclease activity.
AUAAGCUGAUCUGCAACCGAUGGGCAUUCAUGGGUUAUAUGCCUUUAUCAGGGCACACGAUGAUCUGAAGCGAAGUCGGUCUUGGAACAGGGAAUGCUCUGAAACUACAUUUAUUGUCGAUGGCAAUGCCUUUGUCUAUCAUAUGGCUUUCCAAAAUCGAACGGAUUGGGCGCAUGGUGGGCAAUAUGCAACAUUUGCUGAGCAAGUUCGUCGAUUUGUCUCGUCACUGCAAGAUGCUAACAUUGCGCUGACCUUUUUGUUCGACGGUGCGCUGCCGCCCGAUAAGCAAGCAACUCGAAAGCAACGUUAUCGGAGCUAUAUUGAACGAGCAUGUUUGGUAGCCGACAAUUUACAGCAAAUCAACGACAUUAACAAGAGUGACCAAGCGGACGCCAAUAUUCUCUAUCACGGGGACAUGUAUCUGAUCCCUCCGCUCAACCUGGAAAUAUGCUUGCGGACCAUUCGUGACAUGGGCGUUACCACCAUGGUGUGCAACGGUGAAGCGGACAGUCUGGUGGCCCGUAUGGCGCAAGAAAAUAAUGGUUACAUCCUUUCAAAAGAUACCGAUAUGCACGUCUAUCCUCAUGUUGGAAAAGGGUACAUUCCCCUGGAUUCCUUGACAGUCACCGAAACCGGUGUAACAGCUGAUGUUUACCAUCCCGAUCAAUUGUCGUUCAUUCUCAAGAUAGAGAAACAUAUACUUCCAUUAUUCGGUACGCUGCUAGGAAACGACUACUUGAAUGUGGAAACCGUGAAGCCGCCCAUCACAUUGUGGUGUAUCAACGCCGGACAUCUCGUCAAAGGUCAAAGUAUCAAGCAUUGGCCGAAAUGCGUGAUCGAGUUUCUCAAGCACGUCAAGGGACAACCCAUUGAUACAAUGGUCGACAGUAUUGUAGACCAGUUACGACCUUUAAUCCUGAAAAGCAAUGUCGAAGGGCGCCAUAAAAAGGCUGAAUCCUUGAAGCAGUGUAUUACCUCUUCGAUUCAACGGUAUGAUCCUGAAAGUCCGCUCAUAUCAACGGAGGCUCCUGUGCCGCGAUCGGGAUGCUUCAGCCCCUGGCAACUGAGUCGCCACAUCUUAGAUAUUAAAUUUACGCAAAUGCUGUGGAGCGGGAUUUUUGUGGAAGAUCUGCGACGCGAGUCCAGCUGGAUAAUCAGUCGACAUUUACGCCAAUGUAUUUACGCCCUGUUACUGCGCAACAGCGGACCCGUCAUCGAGUAUUUUCGACAAAAACGGCACUUGACGAGCGAACCCGUUCUCCCCAUCCAAUUAGAUACCAUUCAGCCUAUCAACCCGAUCGAUUCCGAUUUCACGUCUGAACAUUUACUUGGCGAUCGCCUCAGCUGUCAAUCCCUCUAUGCAAGCAUGCAUCACACUGACCACACACAGUUUUCUUCCAUCGACCAUGGUUCUAUUAUAUAUCCAAUUGUAGCAUGUAUACGGUAUCUUGCUCUCCACUUGGCGCCCACAGCGGAUAAACUGACCAACGCAGAAGUGAUGGGAUUACUGGUAUCAACAUUAAAAUCGAUCGCUCCUUUAUUGGGAUUUACAACGCACGAUGUGCCGGUUCGACACUUUGGCAAGCCUUCUCUCAAGAGGAAAGCAAUGCAUCUGACAGCUCAGUAUCAGAGUGUACUGUACUGUUCGUACCUGUUGGCGCAGACCCUGAACUUGUCUCAUUUCGAAAUGCCCGGUUUAUUGGCCAACCUCUACAAUGGAUUAUCAAUUCAUCAUCACCUCCAGCUCGCACGCCAAGGCGCUUCCUUGAAGAAAUUCCUCGCAGGUGUUUCCCCUCGGUUCGUAAAAUUCGUGUUAUCUGUAUAUACCGAAGCAACGCGUGGUUUUACCGAGGAUGGAACUCUCAACAUCUCUGUCCAUUACACCGAAGCUGCAUCGGCUCCUCCAAAGGCAACUGCCACCCCAGCUGAACCGAGAGGGCCAAUCAAUAAGAAACGGGCGAAAGAGCGAUCUAUGGACGGUGCACAAAAACGAGAUGGUCAACCGAAACUUGCCAAAACUCAAACGGGCAAUGGCAAUAUGUUUGAUGUUCUGAGCUUUGGUUGCAGUUUUGAUGGUUAGAUUGAAAGCAUACAUGUAACAUAGCACGCAUUAUUCUCUUGUAUAUUUUUUGUUUUGGCAAAUAGUUUUCAUUACUUGUUUUCAUGGCAUCAAUCCUUUCUUUUAGAGUACUAGAUUGGACUGAAAUAUUUAUUUCACUUUAACUACUAUGUCUGUUGAUAUGGAUUUGCCACUCUACUGAUAAUUGUAUGCUUUUUCCGGUGCGUCUCGUGGUAUUCUUGCUCAGUCAACAACCCAGGUCUACAUGGUUUAAUCUCCAUCAGUGGCCCAUUCGUGGCAAAAUUGCUUUAAUUUUCCAUGGCUCAAACAGCGCCUAUUUGAAGGAUAACAAGCCGUACACCCGCUGUACAAUGGAUGCCGCCUGCCACCGGAGGCCACCCUCUUACAUUGAGCGACUUUCG